UUAUUUUUAGUUGCCUUAUUCCUUGAGUGCACGAGCUAAAGCUAGCGGUUGAUGCUGUGUGAGCGCACUUGUAAACUUUCGUCCUUUUCUCAAACGCGGACGAAGCACAUCUUAAUACAGUGGACUAUUGCUACAUAAACACUUAUAUGCAGUUUGCUUGUGCAUCGACACUGUCAACAGGAUUCAUUUUGUAACUGUUGUGGUGAUAGUGCGGCAGAAAGAGCUCCUCAUCAAACAUCUUCACCGUCAACUGGAUGCGAUCACCGAUAUUGUUUACAUAAAAGUGCAACCCCGGAAAUCCAAAUUUGAAAAAAACCACCCCAGCUAACAAAACCAGUUGCGGACAGUAGUUAUUUUCGCACACCAUGCCUUCAAUUGACACAAAGCCAAACCCAGUGAGCAUCCUGGCCUUUGUAUUCUCGUGCUUGGGAUGUAUCCUGACCGUCGCGGCCAUCUUCCUCGUCGACUGGUGGACUUACUUCUUCUCUGACGGCCGGACAGCGCACUACGGCGUCUGGACCAAUAUAUUCUGCUCCAAGAUCGGCGACUGUCAGUCUUCCUCAGCAACAGAGCUAGCGGGAGGCCAAG
This is a messenger RNA of Aplysia californica (California sea hare), 588 nucleotides long. RefSeq lists its product as uncharacterized. Lineage: Eukaryota; Metazoa; Mollusca; Gastropoda; Aplysiida; Aplysiidae. The record is from RefSeq and is a predicted model, not a curated record.